CGUCGAUCAUAGUGCGUGGUUUGCCCCUUAUUUAGUCGAAUUUGUUACGUGCGUAAUACGUGCAUAAUUUUCGGGUUUGGCUAUCACCGGCAGCACAGAUGGUCUAAUCCAGGGUAUAAUAUCAUGGUGUCCACUCAGCAUAAUGUUAAUUUCAACCGUGAACAGAAGCUGUUUUCAUGCCUACUUUUAAUAUACCAGAGGUGUCUGUGUUUUGCCUAUGAGCUGGUUGGGUUCAUUUUAAUAUACCAGAGGUGUCUGUGUUUUGCCUAUGAGCUGGUUGGGUUCAUUUUAAUAUACCAGAGGUGUCUGUGUUUUGCCUAUGAGCUGGUUGGGUUCAUUUUAAUAUACCAGAGGUGUCUGUGUUUUGCCUAUGAGCUGGUUGGGUUCAUUUUAAUAUACCAGAGGUGUCUGUGUUUUGCCUAUGAGCUGGUUGGGUUAAUUUGUGGGACUAUGACAAUGGAAUACAAGCAGCAGCACCAAUUUUAAAAUAUUAAUAUUGAUCAAUGUCCUCUUAGGACACUAAUGAGAAUCCGGGUGAAAGAACUGGUGCUUGAUAAUUGCCGCUCAAACGAAGGCAAAAUUGAGGGCCUCACAGAUGAAUUUGAAGAGUUGGAAUUUCUAAGCACAAUCAACGUUGGGCUGACGUCGGUCUCCAACUUGCCGAAGCUGAACAAGCUGAAAAAACUUGAACUCAGCGACAACAGGAUCUCAGGUGGGCUGGAAGUACUGGCGGAGAAAUGCCCAAACCUCACACACCUAAACCUCAGUGGCAACAAAAUGAAAGACCUCAGCACGAUAGAACCUCUGAAAAAAUUAGAGACCCUCAAAAGCUUAGACUUGUUCAACUGUGAGGUGACCAACCUCAACGACUACAGAGACAAUGUGUUCAAGCUCCUCCCCCAGUUGACGUACCUUGACGGCUAUGACAAAGACGACAAGGAGGCGCCAGAUUCGGACGCAGAGGCCUAUGUGGAGGGACUGGAUGAUGAUGAUGACAGUGAUGAGGUAGACGAGGAGGAGGAGGAGGAUGAGGAUGAAGACGCCCCACCAAGAAAAGAGGAUGAUGACGAUGAGGAAGAAGAGGAAGAGGAGGACCUAAGUGGAGAGGUGCAUCUCAACCACUGCACUGUGACAUCAUUAUUUGAAUAUGACCCAGGGCACAUGACAAGGGAGAUUUUGAUCUGCAUUUGUCUCCUCUUAGGAGGAAGAGGAGGAGUUGGACGGCAAGGAGAGUGAUGAGGAUAAUGAAGAAGAGGAGCGAGGUCUGAAGAGGAAAAGGGAUCUAGACGAGGAAGCAGAGGAGGAGGAAGACGACUGACGAUGUGCUCACCACCAAGCUAUGUUCUGAUCAGACUGUUUUAACCUUGUAUUCCCUGUCCCCUCCCACCCCUCUGUAUUUGUCCGUUGUCAUAUAUUGCAGUAGGCAUGGGUAGUGUCAUGGGCCAGCUGGGUAAAGGGUUGGUGUAAGGAAACAAGUUUGAUUAUUUUUUUCUUAUAUAUUUUGUUGUACUUUUUGAUUCCUUGUAUUCUACUCAUAUCUGUCCCCUGCAAACCACUGGAAGGGCAGAAGAGAACAUUUCGUAAAAGUCCAAUAUUAUUAGCUCUAACCUUUGUAAAGGUUUUGUUUUCUCAGUGAUAUUGAUACCUUCUGUGUAAACAGAUUUCUGAUGAUGAUUUAUGUAUUUAAAGAGACAAACUACCAAAAAACCUUUUAGAAAUGCAUGUCUGAAAUAGAUUUUAAAGUCGACUACUGGAUUUCAAGUAUGACAGUUUCCUAUACCCUUUUCUUAUUCAGUGUCUUUUUCUUUUCAGUGUACAUUAAGCGUUUUGUGGUGUCAUCCGUAUAUCAUUAUAUGUGCUGUUUUCAUUAUGGAAAGGGUGUGUAAACAUUCAUAGAGUGGCCUGUAUACAGGCCAUCUUUUAAACACAGUAAAGAAUGUCUGCCCUUGUCAGAAUGUUUCUCCUUAACCCCUAGCUUUGAUAGUUCGGAAAUUACGUGUUAUUUGUAAAUACUGACCAAAUCUAUUUUUUUUCUAUUACUCUUUGAUAAUGGCAGACAUUUACACUUAAUUAAUUGUAACGAUGAACUGUAGUAAGAUAUUGAGUAUCUGUGCAGCCGUACCUAAAGUAGACUAAUUGAAUCUGGUACACGAUUUCCAUUUUCACCAAAUUAUAUUCACAGAAAUACUCACUGAAUCCAAAUUUGUUAUUGCUGUCCAACUCUUCAAAUCCAUAUUCGUUCCCCACCUAUAUAAUACACCGCUGGGCAAUGUGCAAAGAAAACACCUUUUGCAUUUUCUUUUCUUAAACCAUAGGACAGUUCAUGGUCAGAUAGGCCAACCUCAGUCAUGUUCCCCUUACAUGUUUAACCCACUGUCAUCAAAGCUAAUACCUUACCAUGAGACAAACUUUUGAUUUUCUCCCUUUCACUUCAAUAAAUAUUUUUUUUUAUACAA
Molecule: messenger RNA, 2456 nt
Organism: Salvelinus namaycush (lake trout)
Lineage: Eukaryota; Metazoa; Chordata; Actinopteri; Salmoniformes; Salmonidae
Gene: anp32a
Product: acidic (leucine-rich) nuclear phosphoprotein 32 family, member A
Exons: 7
Coding region: 523-1236 (237 amino acids)
Biological process (GO): regulation of apoptotic process
Cellular component (GO): nucleus
Molecular function (GO): histone binding
Source: RefSeq, a predicted model, not a curated record